CUUGAUGAUGUGGCAGGGUCAAGGAGGUCAGCUCUGUUCCGUGUCAAAGCAUCAGAAGAUGCAUCAUCCUCCAUCGAUACAGAUGAGUUGUUCAACGAUCUAAAAGAGAAGUGGGAUGCAGUUGAAAACAAGCCAACAGUUAAAAUCUACGGAGCAGGAGGAGCUGUUGCAAUCUGGCUAUCUUCGGUUGUUAUCAGUGCCAUUAACAAAGUUCCAUUGCUUCCCAAUUUAAUGGAGUUGGUAGGAGUUGGAUAUUCGGGAUGGUUUGUCUACAGAUAUCUUCUCUUUGAGUUAAGCAGGAAAGAGUUGGCCACAAACAUAGAGUCAAUCAAGAAGAAGACCACAGAGGUUGUGAUCUUGAUCGUCUUGAUCUUGGGAGAUCUUGUAGUUCUUGAAAACUACAGAUCUGAUAUUUGGUUGAAGAUUGCACCCUCUGGUUUCGGCUCCUGA
Messenger RNA from Helianthus annuus (common sunflower), 450 nucleotides. Its product is annotated as protein CURVATURE THYLAKOID 1A, chloroplastic. The annotation marks the transcript as partial. Lineage: Eukaryota; Viridiplantae; Streptophyta; Magnoliopsida; Asterales; Asteraceae. Gene Ontology annotation, cellular component: thylakoid; chloroplast thylakoid membrane. The transcript has 7 exons. The record is from RefSeq and is a predicted model, not a curated record.